AUGGAGCACGACGAGCAGGUGUCGCCUCAGGUGUCCGAGGGCGGCUGCACCUGCAGCAGCAGCAACAACAGCAACACCAUCCGCAGCAGCUCCCUCAACGCGUCGUCGCCGAGCUCCAGCGACGACUCCGGCGGUGCCGGUGGCAAUGGCAAGCAGGGCACGAAGAAGCGGCCGCGCAGGGACCUGAAGCACCCGACAUACCGCGGCGUGCGCAUGCGCAGCUGGGGCAAGUGGGUGUCUGAGAUCCGGGAGCCCCGCAAGAAGUCGCGCAUCUGGCUCGGCACGUUCGACGACCCGGAGUCGGCCGCGCGGGCGCACGACGCCGCCGCCGUCGCCAUCAAGGGCCGCGCCGCGCACCUCAACUUCCCCGAGCUGGCACACGAGCUGCCCCGCGCCGCGUCGGCGGCGCCCAAGGACGUGCAGGCCGCCGCCGCGCUCGCCGCGGCCACUGUGGCGGCGGCGGCUUCACCCAUCGUCAUCCCGUCCUGCGCCCACGCCCACGCCACGGCGAUGCCGACACCGAGACGGAGGAGCUGCCGCCGCCUGAGCGUGCAAUGCCGGAAGAAUGCGACACUGAGAACCAAGCUCAGCUCGAGCAGCUGGGUGGCGACGACAUUGACAUUGGACUGGGCUAUACCUUCUUGGACGUGCCAGACGCUCUAG
This is a messenger RNA of Miscanthus lutarioriparius, 663 nucleotides long. The record is from the annotation of a GenBank genome assembly. Lineage: Eukaryota; Viridiplantae; Streptophyta; Magnoliopsida; Poales; Poaceae.